This is a messenger RNA of Elaeis guineensis (African oil palm), 477 nucleotides long. Lineage: Eukaryota; Viridiplantae; Streptophyta; Magnoliopsida; Arecales; Arecaceae. The record is from RefSeq and is a predicted model, not a curated record.
AUGGCGAUCAACUACGAGAAACUGAUGGCAUGGCCGUUCGAGGACGUUCGCCAUCGCUACACCCAGCGCGACACCAUGCUCUACGCACUGGGCGUGGGCCUGGGCACCGACCCGACCAACGAGACCGAGCUGCGCUUUGUCUAUGAAAAGAACCUGCUGGCGCUGCCCACGCUGCCGGUGGUGCUGGGCUAUCCCGGCAUGUGGCUCAAGGACCCGGCCACCGGCGUUGACUGGGUGCGGCUGGUGCAUGGCGAACAGGGCUUGCGCCUGCACCGGCCGGUGCCGCCCGAGGGUGAAGUGAUCGGGCGCACGCGGGUGAGCCAGAUCAUCGACAAGGGGCCGGACAAGGGGGCUCUGAUCUACACCGAGCGCACGGUGACGGACGCCACCAGCGGCGAACUGCUGGCCACGCUGACCUCGACCACCUUCUGCCGCGCCGACGGUGGCUUUGGCGGCCCGGCCGGGCCGGUCAAAACC